AUGGCCUCUGGUCCAUGUGGUGGCGUCGCCGGCGCUGCUCCGCGGGGAGGUAAAGGUCCGGGGCAGCGGCGGAUGCUGCUCAAGGGCCUGCGCAUGGGCGCUCAUGUCUUCAUCCGCUACAGGGAGAAGAAGGGCCCGGGCGUUGUUGAGGAGCGGCUGGACUUCGAAGGCACCAUCGCCGACAAGCGUGUGGGCUGGGACAACCGGGAGUCCUACGUGGAGCUCAAGGAGUGCAUCAGACUGAAUAGAGACGGCGAGAUCAUCGAGAUCGUCGGAAAGAAGCAGCUUUUCGACGCCUUCAUUGAGGAAGUCGAGGUGGUCGAGAAGACCGAACGCCGGCUCUCCGCGGAGCUCCAGGCCGCCCAAAGCGCCCAAAGGGCCAAAGCCAAGAAGACGCCGGCGCAUGGCCCUGGGGCUCAGGUGGCGCUUGGCUCUGUCCCACAGGUGGGCGGCGCAAAGGGCGAGGACAGCGACAGCGACGACGGGGUAACUCCCGGCAUGCUUCCGGGCAUGAUGUUCGGCAUGGGAAACAUGGGACCCAUGGGAAUGGGCAUGAUGCCCAUGGGCAUGCCAAUGGGCAUGGGCUUCAUGCCGAUGAUGCCCAUGGCGAUGCCCAUGGCCAUGCCCGGCAUGACCAUGAUGCCCACGGCGCCGACGCUGCCCGGGCCCAUGGCUGCUCCCGGCAUGGCCCCUGGCGUGACGGCGGCCUCCCCACCGGGAGGUGCGCUGUCACCGGGUCGGCCGGCGCCGGGCGGACCCGAAGCACGGAGUCGCAGUCGGAGCCGCUGA
Molecule: messenger RNA, 789 nt
Organism: Symbiodinium natans
Lineage: Eukaryota; Dinophyceae; Suessiales; Symbiodiniaceae
Source: the annotation of a GenBank genome assembly